UAUUUGCUUUAGCACUACCAUUAGAUGGAAUAGUUUUGACGUUGUAGGCUAUAAUAAUAUAUAUACAUGUAUUUAAUUAAUAUCACGCACAUUGAACGCAGGCAGAUAGCAGCGAAAAUAGGUCAAUAUAUACAUUACUAGGAAGUACUGCGUUGUCUACUUUCAUUUUCUCAACAUUCCCCGAAUUGAUUAGUAGACGAUUAAAUAGCAACGUUAACUCUGCCACCCAAUAUGGGAAACAGCAACUCCAAGGAUAGCGACGAGGACUGCCAGUUUGAAGAUGGCGGCUAUUGCUACCACGAGAAGGUGUUACAGGAGGCUCUGGAACCUCUAACAGAUACACCCACACAGGAAGAAACUAAUGCUGGUAACAUGGUGAACGAUCUUACAACAAACAAUGGGAAUGAUGAAAACGAAAAACUAGAACAUACGGGAGUAUAUAACCUCAUGCAGGAAGAAACCAGUGCUGGUAACAAGCUGAUCGAUCUUACAACAAACAAUGGGAAAGAUGAAAACGAUAAACUAGAACAUACGGGAGUAUAUAACCUCAUGCAGGAAGAAAUCAGUGCUGGUAACAUGCUGAUCGAUCUUACAACAAACAAUGGGAAUGAUGAAAACGAAAAACUAGAACAUACAUUAGUAGGUAACCUUAUGCAGGAGAAAACCAAUUCAAGAGACAUAGUGUACGACGCGGAAUCAAAUAUUACUGUGACUAAUAAUGAAACAAAUGUGCGUAAUAAAAAUGAUGGAAAUGGUUAUGCAAAUAAACUGAAAACGCAGAGUGAUUCAAAAUCGUUAGGUGAUUCGAAUAGAAAACAAAUAAGAAGGCAGAUAACUCAUGUAGAAACGAAAGCUAUUGUUAAAAAUAAAAAACCUAAACUGUCAGUGUCGAAACAAAAGUCGGGUGAGAGAUUGAUUGUAAAGUUUCCAAUAAUGGACAGACACCGACAAAAACACGCCAAUGACUCCCGAAAACCAAACAAGAAUGAUUCUUCUUCAAGAAUGGAUACUGGUAUGUCGGCCGGUGGAGGCACUUCCACAUCCUUGGUAUGGACAGCUGUAAAAAUACCAGCUCAUUUGCAGGAUGGCAAAGAUGGUGAAAGAAAUCCAGUGACUGUGUCACGUCCAAUAAAUGUUCCCAAACAACUGAUACGAAGAAAACUGCUUCAAGAUAAGUGAAUCAACACUGAGCACCGAUUAUCAAGUUCUUCCAAUGAGUAAACAUUAGAAAUCACAUUGUGUGUGUAUGCGUGUGUGUGAGUUCGUGGUGUGUAGGCCUACGGUAAAUGCCUAAAAAUGGAAGCUUUGUGAUAUUUCAGGUAGAAAUAAAAAAGAAGAAAAAAGUCCAUUUAGGGAGGUUGAUCCUGUGACCAACAACACCUUAGGUGAGCAUGCUACAACUGAACUACGUCGACUUUAAUUCUGCCUAGGAAUAUUCAGCUUUUAAAAAUGCUAAUGGAUUUGUCAUUCCGUUUUGGCAGGAGAAAACUAACCAAAGAAGAACGCAAUAUGGGAAAGCCUGUAAUUUUUAAAAUAUCCAAGAAAAAAAAUGUAUAUCAUCAUUUCAGUUAGGUAAUUCUGCAGUCUCAUUAUAAUCGGCUCACCUGGUCUAACUGAGCCGAUUUAAUCAGAUCGAGUUUCAAAACUGAGCUAGUGUGGUGAAAAAUAUCGCAGGACUACCAAGCAGAAUGGUUUCAUAAAUCCGAACACAAAAAAAACUAUUAUCCGUGAUAAAGACCCCCCCCCCCCACACACACACACACACACACACACAAAACAUCUAUGUACAAUGCAGCCGAAUCGGUAUUUGUUAAAAUAGUGGUCGCUUCCGUGAAUCUCUAUCUAGUGCCUCGUCUGUAGGACAGCCACUUCCGUGGAGAUACUCUACUGAAAAAUACAUCCUUUUAACUUUACUGAUGAAAACCAAUAUUUAAUCUUACAACACCAAUCAACUGAUAACGUCCUUGUUCACAAUACAAAGGAAAAAAGUUAAUAAUCCGAUACUAGUAUUUCAUUUUAAAAAAAUUAACCUUCAAGACUACGAACUGGUCACUGCCAUUUCCUGUCUUAAGCUGGUAGACAACAAUCGUCCAUGCCAAACGAAGCUAGGUUAAAGCACUGACCGAACGAAGCAACAUUUCCUGUCUGAAGCUGGUAGACAACAAUCGUCCAUGCCAAACGAAGCUAGGUUAAAGCACUGACCGAACGAAGCAACAUUUCCUGUCUGGAGCUGGUAGACAACAAUCGUCCAUGCCAAACGAAGCUAGGUUAAAGCACUGGCCGAACGAAGCAACAUUUCCUGUCUGGAGCUGGUAGACAACAAUCGUCCAUGCCAAACGAAGCUAGGUUAAAGCACUGGCCAAACGAAGCAACAUUGGCCGAGACAGACUUGAUUAUGUAGUAGUCCUUUUCAACACAACCAGACUCCCAAGUCUAAAGCGUGAUCAACCAUGUAUCAUGAACGCAGAACAUGCUAUACAAUUAAAAUAAAAAUCAUCUAUAUUGUUUGUAACCGUGAAUCUUGUUUGCAGUUAGCAAUAGACUAUAGUGGUGACCAGCAUGUUCAGUGUUUAACACUAUGCAGCUUUUCUGCUCUUACAUAAAUAACCAGAACAAUUGUGUCGUUCAAAUCAUUCCUUACGUUUAUUAGCAUUAUUAUGUACAGACAUAUUUACAAAUAAAUAUACACAAAAAGAAAAACGAGAGUAAUAAUGUGAUUUUCAUGUUACAUCUACUUGCCUUAUCUCAGAUAAAUGGCCCUGCUUAUACAAUGUACUACAUGUAUAUCGAAUAGAUCUAAUACACUCGUCUAGUUGCAUGUCUUACUAAAUAUGUGGUUUUUAUUAUUAUUAUUAUUAUUAUUAUAUAUAUAUAUAUAUAUAUAUAUAUAUAUA
Messenger RNA from Gigantopelta aegis, 2894 nucleotides. RefSeq lists its product as uncharacterized. NCBI's taxonomy places the organism in Eukaryota, Metazoa, Mollusca, Gastropoda, Neomphalida, Peltospiridae. The transcript is spliced from 2 exons. The record is from RefSeq and is a predicted model, not a curated record. Bases 232 to 1179 code for a protein of 315 amino acids.